Molecule: messenger RNA, 2382 nt
Organism: Vitrella brassicaformis
Lineage: Eukaryota; Vitrellaceae
Source: the annotation of a GenBank genome assembly
CGUGAACUCGCUGCAUGUGGAGAAUGCUGACUGAGACAUGUGUGACGACAUGUGUCCUGUCAAACAGUCAUCGAUCAAGCCGCUACUGUCUACUGUGCCCCACGAGAACAACCAUCCUUUGCGCACGUGCGUCCCAUCAAGCCACAGCCCCUCACCGCGCUUGUCGUGACGGCAUGAAACUGUCAGUGACGCGGCACCGGCACGGUCACCCGCAUCUGCUGGACAGCAACAGAAGCGACCGACCAUACCGAGACGUCCAACAGAUACACGCCAUCAUGAACAGCCAGGAGUGAACCCAUUUCCACCACACGAACCACAAUCCAUCCAUCGAUCCAUCCAUGCCCAUGCCCAUCAUGCCAUCACAGUGCCUCUGUCUUUCUCAACAGCUCACAGCGCAACACAACACACCACGCCACACAGAUGAAUGCCAUCCAUUACCCACUGUCAUCCCCCCUGUCUCGCUUUUUGUCUUUCUUGCUGCGUUUCUUGUCCUUUUUGCGCUUCUUGUCCUCCCGCCCGUGGUGCUUCCGCUUCUUCUUGUCCUUGUGGUGGGAAUGGCGCUUCCUCCGAGACUCGCGACCUGACACCAGCCAGUGACACACAUACAUGAGCGUGUGGGAGUGUGUGUUUUGAUGUUGGUUUGGGCUUACGGUCAGACGAGCUGUCUGAGCUCUCUGACGAAUCGGACGACUCAUCUCGCCGCCUCUUGUCGUGGUCUCUGGGUCUCUCCUCGUGAGCGCGCUUCCUCUUGCUGCCCUUGCCCUCAGCCCCGGCGGUCUCGUCUCUCCGCUGCCCCAACAGCGCCUCCUCCUCCUCUCCGUCUGGCGGCGCCUCCACCAUGGCGUACUUCUUGGAGCCAGCCUUGCUGCUUGCAUAGCACUCAUGGGCCAUGUGACCAGACCUGACAGCCACACACACGACCAAGGUGGCAGACGGAUAUCCAUUGUUGUGCAUUGGGGUUUGAGUUGGGAGGUGGGAGCGUACCCGCCACAUCGAGGGCAGUUUGUGUUGUACACAGCUCCAAGGCGGAUCCUGUCGCCGCCACCACCGCCUGGGCCGCCUCUGCGGUCGUCGGCAUGAAGGUUCUCGGGAUCUGACAGACAGAGGAAUGAACAAAGCACAGACACUUGGCCUCCGCCGGUCGCCCACCCACCCACCCACCCACCCACCACCCACACUCGCUGACCUUUGUCUUCUCCGCGCGUCUGCCCGACGUAUCGCAUGUCGACGCCGUAGCGGCCGUCAUCCUCGACAUUCACCACCUUGACGAAUACCUCGUCGCCCACCUCCAGCACGCUCUCGAUCUCCUCGAUCUUCUCGUGCGAGAUGCGGCUGAUAUGCAGCAGACCGUCACGGUCGUAGCCAUCGAUCUGCACCAACGACAGACACGACGGACACAGAGGAGAGGAAUGCAAUGCAUCACUCAUGCAGCUGCAGAUGGCCGUGGUGUGAAUUUGUUGUGUGGCUAACGCUGAUGAAGGCGCCGAACGGCUGGAUGGUCUUGACCCUGCCCUUGUGAAUGGUGUGCAGCCGUGGCGGCUCGGUAUUGCCACGAGGCUCCCUUCUCCCCCUGCCGCCCUCUGUGUCGCCAUCCUGCCCGCCUCCUCCCAGCCGAAUCUGGUUCGCACCAGUGGCGCUCGAGGGCGGGCCUCGCGACUCUCUCCGCCCACUGGCGUGAGCAUUGUCGGGAUCUGACGACAUGACAGAGGGACAAAUCGCCUGGACGGUAUGUAUAUUGGUGUUGGCUCGGCACUCACCUCCGUCUUCGCCGUCCUUUUGCCCGACGUACCGCAUAUCGACCCCGUACUUGCCAUUCGGCUCGACAUUCACCACCUGUGGAAUACACACACAUGCACGCACACACGCGAUGCGUGUUGAGCUGUCAUGCGACUGGCUGUGACUGGCUGUUUGUCGGUCUCACCUUGACGUACACAUCAUCGCCGACGUGCAGGACGUCCUCCACUCUCUCUGUCUUGUCUGUGGAGAUCCGGCUUAUGUGGAGCAACCCAUCGCGGUCAUAACCGUCUACCUGAACACACACACAGGCAGACAGGAUACGCCAUUACCCUUCGUGUGCAUGGUGGGUGAGUCCAUCGGCUCACUCUGAUGAAUGCACCGAAGGGCUGAAUGGUCUUGACCUUCCCCUUGUGAAUGGAGUACAGCGGUGGCGGCUGGACGUUCCCGCGAGGCUCGCGGUCUCUCCGCCCUCCUCGGCCAUCGUCAGCUCUACCACCAGAUGGCCCGUCACGCCGAUCUCUGUCCCUGCCUGAUGGGUGGUCACGGAAUGACCUGCCGAACUCCCCUCCGAGGAACCCGCCGCCGAGGCCAUCGAAGUCGCCUUCCUCUAGAUCCAUCGAUAACCACCUGACGGUGAUAACCACC